Molecule: messenger RNA, 2244 nt
Organism: Thyridium curvatum
Lineage: Eukaryota; Fungi; Ascomycota; Sordariomycetes; Thyridiales; Thyridiaceae
Exons: 2
Coding region: 1-2244 (747 amino acids)
Source: RefSeq, a predicted model, not a curated record
AUGGAUGGUGCGAGAAAGAAGGUGAGAAAACUCGCUCAGCACUUCUUGCCCGAACAGCCGCAUCAUCUCGCCCUUUCGCCUACCGAGCGAUAUCCUGAGCCCACGACCUUGUGGCAGCACAAUUCGAGGCUGCAGUACUCCACAUACCUGUCCGACGCCGACCGCGGCGUCCUCCUCACCCGCCCAUACUAUGAUAUUCGGCAAGAACCAGAGAGUGCCACCGCCAGCAACAACGACUCGGCACAUGCCGGCAGUCGACCCGAGAUGAAGAAGGCAGUCACCAAGAUGUCCUUCAAGGACUACCAAAAUAAACAGAAGAAGUUGUCAGAGUCGCCUCCCGAUUCAGGCGCGUCGGCGCCGAGAGCAACCGACGCGAAAUCGCAAAGCGGUGAGGGCAAGCCCUCGAGGGACGGGCCCAGGCGAGAGGAGCUUUCGAGCAAAGCCUCAGGCCACAGACAAGAUGCCAAGGUUGCGCCGCGGCAGGAAAUCAACGGCGAGAGUGGUGUCCCUUCUUCUAGGUCAAAGCUCAAGACAGCCCCAAUCGGCGCUCCGAGCCCAAGCCUCGAGAACAAGAAGCGUUCCGCGGACCACGACGAUAGUCCUCGCCCGCAGAAACGAAACAAGUCUGACUCUGUCUCCCAAGUUGACCGAGUUCACACCCCCCGAUCCGAUACCCAACGCGGCUCGCAGGACAGCGCGAGCACGCAGACCAAGCAGCCGAACCGGGAUAACAAGUUACUCGCGAAUGGUCGGAGCAAUCUGGAAGGAGGCAAAGAUGGCGCGCGACCAACAGGAGCAUCACCACGCCCUGUGGUGAACGGGACCAAGUCGCAAAAUACAAGCAGCAGUCAAACGACGCCAAAGAAACCAGACAGUGGAGGAAAAUCAACAGUACCGCCGUUACUGUCGCCUCUCCGGCUGCCUCUAGGCGAGGAUCGCGGCCCCAAGAGCCCCAGAAAGCGACCAACGGAAGGAAAUACGGCAUUAAAGGCGCCACCCAAGCCGAUCAAGUCGGACACAAACUCGUCCCAGAAGCAGAAGCAUUCUUCCAUCAUCCCGCCUCUCCUUUCCCCGACCUUACCGCCGGUUUUGGAGCAAGAAAUUGCUCGAAUGAAGCGAACGUCUUCCAAAGGCGACUCGAGUCAGGGCACCAGGCAAUCGUCUGAGAGCCCUGGCAGCAUAAAGAAGUCGCGCGCCCCGCAAGAUGACGAUGCAGAUAGGCCGCGGGCGCCUCAGAAACCGAGCCUGAUUGUCACCCUGAAAUACAAGAAGAGGAAUGCUCUGCGAGUUCAGCGGCUGCUGGCUCUGCCACCAACACACGAGAAGGAUGCGCGACGGAAAGAACGUUCCGAGAGCAUGGAGGAUACUCCUCCGCCAGCUCGAAAGCAUCUCGUCGAAGACGCGAUCGCAGUCAAGCGACCCAAGACUUCGUCCGACAAGACUGUCGCCUCCAAGUCGCUGGCAGCGCCUUCGACGCCGGUCAAGACGUACUCCAUGUCCCGCGGCCCCUCGAGCAACUCGCAGACGGCGCAAACCCCCGGAGACAGCACAACGCUAACACCGGGGACCAACGAUCGGCCACCCACGAGCCACAGCGGCGAGAACGGCGCCGUGGCCCCGUCGUCGAGCACUCUGCGCAGCCGACAUGCCCAGUUUACGAGCCUGGGCACCAAGCUCAAGCACGACCGCGACAACAUCAUCAAGGCCCGCGGGGCCAGCUCCCGCAGCGGCGAGUUCCUGAGCCUGCUGACGCCGUCGGAGCGCAAGCGCGUCGCCGCGCUCAGCCUCGAGAUGGUCAUGGCCUACAUGAUCGCCUUCAAGUCGCUCAACCAGGCGCGCGCGCUCGACCGCAAGGCGUGCGACUUCAAGCCCUGGGAGGACCUGCUGCCGCACCUGGUGGAGCUGCGCAACUUCACGCGCGCCUACCAGCCGCUCGACGCGCUGGCGGUGCAGCUCCGCGCCGUGUGCCUCGAGCAGCUGGCCGACGCCUACAGCGCGAGCUCCAUCUCGAGCCAGGACGCCGCGCAGGUGGCCGGCCCGAAGCUCGUCAAGCUGAACCGCAAGCGGGGCGAGGCCUGGGCCGAGGCGUACCAGUGCCUUCUGGGCAUCGCCGACGAGGGCAUGAAGGCCACGGUGGGGCCGUGGUACGGCGCCGACGAGGUGGUCCGCGUGCUGCUCCCUGUCAUCCGCAAGUGGGCCGACAAGGAAGGCAGCAGUUGGCGGCCCGAGAUUGUGCUGCCCUGA